AAUUUUAUAAAACCAGAAUCAAAACAAUAAUCAGGAAUUGAGAACUUAUUGUUCUGAUCCUUGAAUAGGAAAAGUUGGUUUUGGUCUAAUUCAGCUCGUUGGCCACGUCUAUUUGAUGGAAUUGAGAGGGUCGAUUUUCACAGUUCUAGCACACUUUCUUAUUCAAUUUGAUUUCUAUCCCAACCAAAUUAUACUGUCGAGCUUGAAUUAUCGUUUCUAGUCCCAAUCUUCAAAAACGCGAGGAGAGAGAGGGAACAUGGAAAGCACCGGGUGGCCUUGACCGUGUUUGUGUGUCCUGUUACCAGCCAAUGCCGCAUUCUCUAUAUUUCCAGCAAAGGAUAUUAAUUCAUUAUUCAAUGAUUAUGAACCGUAACUGGGCUUUCAAAACAUUAUCUAUAAUGUUAAAUCAUUUUAUCAGAAUGUAGAAACAUGCUGUUUCAUUCCAUGAUAAGGAAGAGAACUAAUGACAUUAGCACCACCCGCCAUCGGCGGUUAAGCCUAUGGCAAAACUGCACUAAUCUUCGCUGUUUAAAACAAAUUCAUGCUUCCCUUAUCACUAAAGGCUUCAAUUCAUGCUCAUCCGCCUUAAGGGAGCUCAUAUUUGCCUCCGCGGUUGCUCUUUCUGGCAGCAUAGACUAUGCCCACCAAAUGUUCGCUCAAAUUGCCGAACCGGACAUCUUUAUGUGGAACACUAUGAUGAGAGGCUCAGCUCAAAGUCAAAAUCCUUCAAAAACAAUUCUACUCUAUUUACAGAUGGAAAGUCGUGGUGUAAAGCCUGAUAAGUGCACGUUUUCUUUCUUGCUUAAGGCUUGUACUAGGCUCGGAUGGAGAAAUACAGGUCUUUGUAUUCAUGGGAAGGUUGCCAAAUAUGGGUUUGAAGAAAAUAUGUUUGUAAGGAGUACCCUUAUCCAUCAUCAUGCUAAAUGUGGAGAUUUGGGAAUAGCUAGAUCAAUUUUUGAUGAUUUCACCGAAAGGGAUGUUGUUGCUUGGUCUGCUUUAAUUACAGGUUAUGCAAGGAGAGGGCAGUUGACAAUAGCAAGGCAGUUGUUUGAUGAAAUGCCAAUGAAAGAUUUGGUUGCUUGGAAUGUGAUGAUUACAUCAUAUGCUAAGAUAGGGAAGAUGGAGUGUGCAAGGAGACUCUUUGAUGAGGUUCCUAAAAGGGAUGUUGUCACCUGGAAUGCAAUGAUUGCAGGGUAUGUGCUUUGUGGGGAGAAUGAGCAAGCAUUGCUAAUGUAUGAGGAGAUGAGAAGCGUGGGAGAGCGACCAGAUGAGGUCACUAUGCUGAGUCUUUUGUCCGCCUGCGCAGAUUUAGGAGAUUUGGAGGUUGGCAUGAAGGUGCACAUCUCAAUUUUGAAAAUGAGCUCAGGAGAUCUGAGUGUCUUACUUGGGAAUGCACUUAUAUACAUGUAUGCUAAGUGUGGAAGUAUUGAGAGAGCACUUGAAGUGUUCAGAGGGAUGAGGGAGAAAGAUGUUUCCACAUGGAAUUCAGUUAUAGUAGGUUUGGCAUUUCAUGGCCAUGCUGAGGAGUCGAUCAAUUUGUUUGCAAAGAUGCAGAAGUCGAAAAAUUUCUGCCCAAAUGAAAUCACUUUUGUUGGAGUGCUAGUUGCUUGUAGUCAUGCUGGUAAAGUUAAAGAGGGGCGUCAAUAUUAUAAUCUUAUGAAAGAUGAUUAUAAUAUAGAGCCAAAUUUAGGGCACUAUGGGUGUAUGGUGGAUCUUUUAGGGCGUGCAGGGCUAUUGAAUGAUGCAUUUGAGUUCAUAGAAAAUAUGAAGAUUGAACCUAAUGCUGUAAUUUGGAGGAUUCUGCUGGGGGCUUGUAGAAUAUAUGGAAACGUUAAGCUGGGCAGGCAUGCACAUGAGAAACUACUUGAAAUGAGGAGGGAUAAGAAGGGGGAUUAUCUGUUACUUUCCAAUAUAUAUGCUGCAUUAGGUGAGUGGGAUGGGGCUCAGAACGUGAGGAAGUUAAUGGACAAUAGUGGAGUGAGGGAAAAGCCUGGCUGUAGCCUAAUUGAAGCAGAUGAAAGUGCUCGUCUGCCAUUUUUGUUUGAUUCUGAAUACAAGUUAAAUUUGAGAAAUCAAAUACCAUGUGCUGUAUCUUGGUAAGAAAUGCUCUCAUGUCACUCUCUUUCAUGCUAAUGGCUUGGUGCAUCAAACCAAUAGUAAUAUGCUAAUUAUAAUAUUCAAAUAAAAAUAAAUACAAUUCAACUAUUCUUGUAAGUACAAUAUGUGGAUAAAAGAUAACAUCAUGGUCGUAUUCAUUUGCCUUUGAGAGGGCAUUUUCUAUCUGUUCUGGUAGUCCUUCAAAGUUGUUUAUU
Molecule: messenger RNA, 2312 nt
Organism: Hevea brasiliensis (rubber tree)
Lineage: Eukaryota; Viridiplantae; Streptophyta; Magnoliopsida; Malpighiales; Euphorbiaceae
Product: pentatricopeptide repeat-containing protein At5g15300
Exons: 1
Coding region: 430-2100 (556 amino acids)
Biological process (GO): RNA modification
Molecular function (GO): RNA binding; protein binding
Source: RefSeq, a predicted model, not a curated record